UAGAAGGAAAAAUCGCCGCCGAGAAGUUGGUAUAAAAGCCACCGGGAGUUCCUGUUCUAAAUCAGUCAGGAUCGAUUCUUCAAUCGUUCAACAGGAGUAGCAGCAAAUUUUAGGAGAGCAAGAUGCGUGCCUUUAUGAUUUUGUCCGCUUGUCUGGCGGUAGCUUCCGCUCAGUUCCUCCAGUCCGGAAACAGCUUCUCGGGAGCUUCAGCCGGUAGCCGAGCAGUGUCCGUAGAUUACUCGCCGUCGGCCUUUGACCAGACCGUGAUUGGAGGAUCAUCGGGAUCGUUCGGUUCGGCCGGAUCUUCGUCUGGAUCGUUCGGUGGUGGCGUAGGAUUCGGUGGUGGAUCUUCUUUCGGACGUAGCGGUGCUGGUGCUAGCUCUUUCGGUGGUGCUGGAGCUGGAUCUUUCGGUGGUUCCGGAGCAAGCUCAUUCGGCGGUGCUGGAGCAGGAUCAUUCGGUGGUGCUGGAGCUGGAGCUAACUCAUUCAGCGGUGCCCGUUCUGGAUUUGGUGGUGCUGGAUCUGGUUUCGGAGGUGCUGGAGCUGGUGCUUUCGGUUCUGCUGGAGCUGGUGCUUUCGGAGGUGCUGGUUCUGGAUUCGGAGGUGGUUUCGGUGGUGCUGGUGCCUCUGCCAGGGCUUCCGCUGGUGCUGGAGUUCGUUAUGUCGUCAAGCCUGAAGUCGUCAAGAAGCACUUCUACUACCACGUUGCCCCUGAAUCCCAGGCCGAAGCUGAAGCCGAAGCUCGCGUUGAAAUCCAACCCCAGACCCACUACAAGGUUCUGUUCAUCAAGGCCCCAUCUGUGUCCGCCGCCGCCGCUGCCCGUGCCGCCGCUCGUACCCGCACCCAGGAGAAGACCAUCGUCUACGUUUUGGUCAACAAGCCAGAAGCCGGAGCCAAGUCCGCUGCCGAUGCCGCCGUCGAUACAUACGCCAGUGCCAAGCCAGAAGUCUACUUCAUCAAAUACCAGGGCAAGAACGCUGGAGCUGGAGCUGGUGCCUCUGCUGGAGCUGGUGCUGGUGCCUUCGGAGGUGCUUUCGGUGGAGCCUCGGCUGAUGCCUUCGGUGGAGCUUCUUCUGGAUUCGGUGGAGCUUCUGGAUUCGGUGGAGCUUCUGGAUUCGGUGGUGCUGGAGCCUCUGGAUUCGGCGGUGGUUUCGAUGCCUCUUCCUUCGGCGAUUCUGGAGUCACUACCUACAGCAGCGGAGCUUCCGGAUUCAGCGGUGCUGGAUCUUCUGGAUUCGGUGGUGCUGGAGCUUCUGGAUUCGGUGGUGCUGGAGCUUCUGGAUUCGGUGGAUCCAGCAGCUUUGGUGGUGCUGGUGCUUCUUCUUCUGCUUCGGCCGGAUCGAACUCGUUCAGCCGUUCCUUCAACGCUGGAACCGGAACCGUCUUCGGAAGCACCCCAACCUUCGUCAGCACCACUUCUUCGCCAAUCUUCUAAACGAUUGCCGGUGUUAGCCCAACCCCAAACAGACAAAAACCAAACGCAUCGAACUUGUGAUAAACGAGACCCGGCUGAACGGAUUGGAUUACGACGACUAGGAAGACUAGGAUUUAACUAAGAUAAAGUAGAUUUAUUUUCAGUUAGGAUAGUACGCCAAGCGAUGAAGAUUACUGUGUUCGUAACAAACUCCCAAGAAGUCAACUUUGUACCAUACGAAACCACGAUAAAUACAAUCAAGUGUUAAAAACUUUCAAA
Aedes aegypti (yellow fever mosquito) is the source of this 1694-nucleotide messenger RNA. Its product is annotated as keratin, type I cytoskeletal 9-like. Lineage: Eukaryota; Metazoa; Arthropoda; Insecta; Diptera; Culicidae. The transcript has 3 exons. The coding region runs from base 123 to 1436 and encodes 437 amino acids. The record is from RefSeq and is a predicted model, not a curated record.